UCCACCUUAUCCAACUGAUAACGUCGGCAAAGUUUUUGAACUUAUACAAUUCAUGAAAAAAAGAUGAACUCCAUUAUUUAUAUAAAAGCAAAAAAAGUGAUUUGAAAUUCGACAGUCAACAUGAAGUGGUUUAUUCAUUUUUUAACCAUCCUGGAGAUUUACCAUAUUGAUUGUUACCAAUUAAUUGGAAAUUUGCGGGAUGUGAAUAACAGUUUGGAAGUAAUAAACCCUCGAUCGUUCCUGAUUUUUCCAGGUACAAAAUGGUGCGGUGAAGGUAAUAUUGCAGAUAAUGAAGAUGAUUUAGGAGUUUUCGCGGAUACCGAUAAAUGUUGCAGAACUCAUGACAUGUGCCCUGAAACUAUUGCUGGCUAUGAAACCAAGCACAAUCUCACAAAUCCGAAUUUUUUCACGAGAUUGCCGUGUGAUUGUGAUCUGAAAUUUCACGAUUGUUUGAAAAAUGCUGACAGCGAAGUAUCUAAAAAAAUUGGGAUAUUAUAUUUCGAUAUUAUUGGGACCCAGUGCUAUAAAGAAGAUUAUCCUAUUAUAAAAUGCGCCAGUUACACCAAUUUUCUACAUUUGAAGUGUUCAAACUAUACACUAGAUGAAACAAAGGAGAAGGUGUAUCAAUUUUUUGAUGUACCUGAUUUCUGAUAUGAUAUUACAAUACACAAAAGAAAGAUUAUUCUUUAGACAAAAAUUUAAAUCAAUA
Molecule: messenger RNA, 709 nt
Organism: Coccinella septempunctata (seven-spotted ladybird)
Lineage: Eukaryota; Metazoa; Arthropoda; Insecta; Coleoptera; Coccinellidae
Product: phospholipase A2-like
Exons: 4
Coding region: 121-651 (176 amino acids)
Biological process (GO): phospholipid metabolic process; arachidonate secretion
Source: RefSeq, a predicted model, not a curated record